Messenger RNA from Chenopodium quinoa (quinoa), 837 nucleotides. RefSeq names its product cysteine-rich repeat secretory protein 38-like. The annotation marks the transcript as partial. The record is from RefSeq and is a predicted model, not a curated record. The transcript is spliced from 3 exons. NCBI's taxonomy places the organism in Eukaryota, Viridiplantae, Streptophyta, Magnoliopsida, Caryophyllales, Amaranthaceae.
AUGUUUUCAUUCUACAAUCGCGAUACUAGUGCUGAAGAUUUACACAGCUUUAAUAGAGUAUGUUACGGAAUUUCCACAACCAGUAAUAGUUCCACAUACAACAACUUCAAAACAAAUGUCUACUCACUUAUCUCCAUGCUUGCAUCUAAGUCAUCUUCAUCGCCGAGCAUUUUCUACAACACGUCUUCUGCUGCUGAAAUUUAUCCAAGGGCUUAUGGAUCUUACUUAUGCCGUGGUGAUCUAAAGAACAAGUUUGUCAAAAAUGCGUUUCUGAUAUCCACAUUCGAUGUGUACGAAAAGGGUAGAUCACUUGAUAGUGAUUCGAUAGGUGAGAAGGUUACUGACUACAAUAACUACAACGAGAAAUUAUCGAGCACAAUUCAAGGACUCAUUAGAGAAGCCGAGUUGGGCAAUUGGACACAACCUAAUUUCGAGACAAGGCUCAAAUUUUCGGCAUAUCAAGAGGGGCUUGUGUUUAGCUAUAAUUCAAUUGGAAAAAAUGUGUCCAACUAUGAGCAAUACAAUGAGACGUUGUCUAACACGAUGCAAGGACUCGUUACAGAAGCUAGUUAUGGUAAUUGGACCAAGGCUAAUUUCGCGACUAGGUCUGUUGAGGUAACGGGGUCUCAUGAGAAAAUCUUUGCACUGGUUCAAUGCGCGGCUGAUUUAUCUCCCUUGAAUUGCAGUAAAUGCUUAGGAGAAUUGUAUUCUUAUAUUCCAGAUUGUUGCAAUGGUUCUCAAGGUGGAAUUCUUGUUCAUGCUAAUUGUUUGAUGAAGUACAAUAAUCAGUCUUUCUUCGGUUUAGCUAGUCAUAGUUUUAUGCCAAGUUAUAUUCAU